UCGCCACCAGUCCGUUCCCGGAACGGCACACCGUCACACGGCACGGGGGAUUCGUUCCCUUCCCCACCAACCUCCUCCUCUCCUCCCCGGGCGCCAUAAAUCUCCGGGUCACCCCCUCCUCCCCUCUUCCCCCAAUCCCAUCUCGCCCCUCGGAGCAAGCGGCCCGAUCCCCAAAUCCUCCUCCCCUCGCGAGCCCCGUCACCCUUCCCCGCGUCAAGAUGCAGAUCUUUGUUAAGACCCUCACCGGCAAGACCAUCACCCUUGAGGUGGAGUCUUCUGACACCAUUGAUAAUGUCAAGGCCAAGAUCCAGGACAAAGAGGGUAUCCCCCCGGACCAGCAGCGGCUCAUCUUCGCUGGCAAGCAGCUCGAGGACGGGCGCACGCUUGCUGACUACAACAUCCAGAAGGAGAGCACCCUCCACCUGGUGCUCCGUCUCAGGGGAGGCAUGCAGAUUUUCGUGAAGACCUUGACCGGGAAGACUAUCACCCUGGAGGUUGAGUCUUCUGACACCAUUGACAAUGUCAAGGCCAAGAUCCAAGAUAAGGAGGGCAUCCCCCCAGACCAGCAGAGGCUCAUCUUUGCUGGCAAGCAGCUCGAGGACGGCCGUACCCUUGCUGAUUACAACAUUCAGAAGGAGAGCACUCUCCACCUGGUGCUCCGACUGAGGGGUGGGAUGCAGAUCUUCAAGACCUUGACUGGCAAGACUAUUACCCUUGAGGUGGAGUCUUCUGACACCAUUGACAAUGUAAAGGCGAAAAUCCAGGACAAGGAGGGCAUCCCUCCGGACCAGCAGAGGCUCAUCUUUGCUGGCAAGCAGCUUGAGGAUGGCCGCACCCUUGCUGAUUACAAUAUCUAGAAGGAGAGCACUCUCCACCUGGUGCUCCGCCUGAGGGGUGGGAUGCAAAUCUUCGUCAAGACAUUGACUGGCAAGACCAUCACCUUGGAGGUUGAGAGUUCCGACACCAUUGACAAUGUGAAGGCUAAGAUCCAGGACAAGGAGGGCAUCCCCCCAGACCAGCAGCGUCUGAUCUUUGCGGGGAAGCAACUGGAGGAUGGUCGCACCCUUGCCGACUACAAUAUCCAGAAGGAGUCUACCCUCCACCUGGUCCUCCGUCUCCGUGGUGGUCAGUAAGCCACCGGUCAUUGAAGCUGCUGCUGUACCUGGGUCGUCUGUUCGCUUCCAUGAAGGGUGUUGUCUUUGAAGUAUCUGUGUCGUUUCUGUUGGAACUGUGUUGUGUUUGAUUUGUGGAACUGGUUGGGACUAGUGUGUUUACAUGAAACAGUUGUUGCGGUGCAGCAGUGUGGCUUAACCAUGAAUAAGUGAUGUUUGAACUUAAAUGUGUGCUCUGUUUGGUAACAUUUUCUUCUGGC
Panicum virgatum (switchgrass) is the source of this 1372-nucleotide messenger RNA. Its product is annotated as polyubiquitin 11. Bases 219 to 857 code for a protein of 212 amino acids. Gene Ontology annotation, cellular component: cytoplasm; nucleus. Lineage: Eukaryota; Viridiplantae; Streptophyta; Magnoliopsida; Poales; Poaceae. The transcript is spliced from 2 exons. Gene Ontology annotation, biological process: modification-dependent protein catabolic process; protein ubiquitination. The record is from RefSeq and is a predicted model, not a curated record. Gene Ontology annotation, molecular function: protein tag activity; ubiquitin protein ligase binding.